AUGGACGCCUCAGGCUCUCUUGUCACAGUCCUACUGCUAUUCAUCCUCUACAAGCUUGUCAAGUUGGCGUACUACAUCGGCCAAGCCAGGAAGACGGGUUUGCCGUAUACCAUCGUGCCUCUACUCGAGACUGAGUUCCUCGCAAAGCUGUUGACUCCACUCAUCCGCCCCUUAUUCACACAAAGACUUUCGAGAGGCGAGGGCUGGCCGCGCUGGAUUCGCUUUUCCGUCCUCGACUGGGCUUGGGAAGAGAAACGCAGGGUUCACGAGGAGCUUGGAGAUGUUUUCAUUGUCGUAUCGCCGGAGGGCCUCGUCUGCUAUAGCGCCGACGCCGAUAUGAGCUGGGAUGUUAUGAAUAGACGAAACGAGUUCCUAAAGCCAAGAGACAAAUAUAAGGUGCUCGAGCCAUAUGGACCGAAUGUUGCAACUACAGAGGGCAAAGCGUACAAUUUCCACGUCCGCAUUACUGCACCUCCCUUCAACGAUGGCAGCGGAGCCAAUGAUCUAGUCUGGAAUGAAGCUUCCGACCAAGCACGCGCGCUCACAGAGUCCUGGUCUCAGGAAAACACGACCCGUGACCUUUCACUUGAUAUCAAUCGAUUGACUCUGGCCGUCAUUGCCUACACGGGCUUCGGCAAAAGACUAGACUUCAAAGCCGAAGUUUCCGAUCUUCGAAGCCAAAUUCCUCAAGGACACACCAUGAGCCUGCAUCACGCUCUGCACCUAGUCACGACGUUCAUGGUCAAGAUUCUUCUCAUUCCCAAAUGGAUCAUGAACUUGACUGGCAUGAGGGAGAUCGCGGCGGCACACGGCGAGCUCGAGAAGUACAUGCGCGAGAUGAUCCGGACGGAGACUGCCAACCUGAGCAAAGACAGCGAGUACGAAUCUGCCGACGCCAGGGGGAACCUCCUCACAUCCGUCCUGCGCGCUUCAGCCUUCGAGGCUAAGGCUGCCGGCCGCAAGCAAGCUUUCAGCGAAGACGAGGUGCUCGGCAAUCUGUUCUUGUACCUGCUCGCGGGCUAUGAGACUACCGCGAACGCCAUGUCCUACGGCUUCAUCACCUUGGCUCUCAGGCAGGAUCUGCAGGACAGGAUUAUUGAAGAGGUCGAUGGGGUCUAUGCCGCGGCAGCUGCCGAAGGACGCACCUCGCUCAAUUACACGGACGACUUCGAGAAGUUCCAGUACACGUACGGCUUCAUGUACGAAGUAUUCCGUUUGUACCCGGGCGUUUGCAUUAUCACGAAGAUGAUCCCCAAGGAGACCACCAUCACCGUCUACCCGGAGAAGAAGCCCCCCCGACAGCAUGUGCUGCCGGCCGAGUGCCGGGUGUACCUCAACGUCAACGCGGUCCACUACCACGAGCGGUACUGGCCGGAUCCGUGGACUCUCAAGCCCGAGAGAUGGAUGGGCAUCAUCGGGGCAGCUCCCAACGAGCGCACCGACAAGAAGGUCGUCGCGUCGGACCGCUCGAGGCAGGUCAGAGGAACGCUGAUGACCUUUUCCGGUGGCGCCCGCGCCUGCCUCGGGAGGAAGUUCACGCAGUCGGAGUACAUCAGCGUUCUGGCGACGGUCCUGAGAGAGUACCGGAUCGUUCUCGGCGAGGGUAUGGAUCCCCAAGUGGUGAAGCGGGAGAUUGAUCACCUGGCAGCGGGCACGGUCACGUUGGCGCCGCUGAAGUACGUGAAGCUGGCGCUGAAGAAGCGAACGGACGUCAAGACUGGCUAG
This is a messenger RNA of Drepanopeziza brunnea f. sp. 'multigermtubi' MB_m1, 1725 nucleotides long. RefSeq lists its product as uncharacterized. The record is from RefSeq and is a predicted model, not a curated record. Gene Ontology annotation, molecular function: iron ion binding; oxidoreductase activity, acting on paired donors, with incorporation or reduction of molecular oxygen; monooxygenase activity. NCBI's taxonomy places the organism in Eukaryota, Fungi, Ascomycota, Leotiomycetes, Helotiales, Drepanopezizaceae.